Molecule: messenger RNA, 1310 nt
Organism: Eubalaena glacialis (North Atlantic right whale)
Lineage: Eukaryota; Metazoa; Chordata; Mammalia; Artiodactyla; Balaenidae
Product: E3 ubiquitin-protein ligase RING1-like
Biological process (GO): negative regulation of DNA-templated transcription
Cellular component (GO): PcG protein complex; ubiquitin ligase complex
Molecular function (GO): ubiquitin protein ligase activity; chromatin binding
Source: RefSeq, a predicted model, not a curated record
GCUGCGGCAGCGGAAGCGCAGACGGCUGGAGGCUGCCUACCUCUCCUCCUCCCCGGCGGUGGAGCCCUCGUGGGGGUCUAUGCCCGGUCACCAUGACGACGCUGGCGAAUGCCCAGAAUGCCAGCAAAACGUGGGAACUGAGUCUGUAUGAGCUCCACUGGACCCCUCAGACGUCCAUCAUGGAUGGCACAGAAAUUGCAGUUUCCCCUCGGUCGCUGCAUUCAGAGGUCAUGUGCCCCAUCUGCCUGGACAUGCUGAAGAAUACGAUGACAACCAAGGAGUGCCUCCACCGAUUCUGCUCUGAUUGCACUGUCACGGCCCUGCGCAGCGGGAACAAGGAGUGCCCUACCUGCCGAAAGAAGCUGGUAUCCAAGCGGUCUCUGCGGCCAGACCCCAACUUCGAUGCUCUGAUCUCUAAGAUCUACCCCAGCCGGGAGGAAUAUGAGGCCCACCAAGACAGGGUGCUCAUCCACCUCAGCCGCCUGCACAACCAGCAGGAGCUGAGCUCCAUCACUGAGGAGGGGCUGCGCAUGCAGGCCAUGCACAGGGCCCAGCGUGUGAGACGGCCGAUGCCUGGGUCAGAUCAGACCACAACGAUGAGUUGGGGGGAAGGAGAGCCGGGGGAGGGAGAGGGGAAUGGAGAGGACGUGAGCUCAGACUCCGCCCCUGACUCUGCCCCAGGCCCUGCUCCCAAGCGACCCCGUAGAGGGGGCGCCGGGGGCAGUGUAGGGACAGGGGGAGGUGGCACUGGUGGGGUGGGUGCGGGUGCCGGUUCUGAACACUCUGGUGACCGGGGAGGGACGCUGGGAGGGGGAACCCUGCCCCCCCCAAGCCCUCCCGGGGCUCCCAGUCCCCCAGAGCCAGGUGGAGAAAUUGAGCUCGUGUUCUGGCCCCACCCCCUGCUCGUAGAGAAGGGAGAAUACUGCCAGACUAGGUAUGUGAAGACAACUGGGAAUGCCACAGUGGACCAUCUCUCCAAGUACUUGGCCCUGCGCACUGCCCUCGAACAGAGGCAGCAGCAAGAGGCAGGGGAGCCAGGAGGGCCUGGAGGGGGUGCCUCUGACGCCGGAGGACCUGAUGGGGGAGGCGGGGAGGGUGGGGGUGCCGGAGGAGGUGAUGGCCCUGAGGAGCCUGCCUUGCCCAGUCUAGAGGGUGUCAGUGAAAAGCAGUAUACCAUCUACAUCGCCCCCCGGGGUGGAGCUUUCACGACACUGAAUGGCUUGCUGACCCUGGAGCUCGUGAAUGAGAAGUUCUGGAAAGUGUCCCGACCACUGGAGCUCUGCUACGCCCUCACCAAGGAUCCAAAGUGA